CUGUGCCUGUUUGGAAUCGUGGGCAACACCAUCAACAUCUUGGUGUUUGUAAAGCAAGGUCUCCGCCAGUCGGUCAACUCCAGCUUCUUCGCCAUGUCCAUCUCCGAUCUGCUGGGCCUCGUGUUCCAGGUCUGGCACAACUUUUGUUUGAACCCGUACGUUGAUCAGCUGGACGCUCCCAUUGACUUCCUCGAUGUCCAGUACCUCACCGCCGGCUGGCCCAACUCCGUCCUUGUGAGGAUCACUGGUUGGAUCACCGUGUACGUCACAGCCGAGCGAUGUCUUUCGAUCGCCGUGCCGCUGAAAAUAAAACAAAUCGUGACUCCGAGGCGCACGGCCGCCAUUUUGGUUUUCAUCUACGUCAUCAACAUUGCCUCACUACUCCCCCUUUAUUUCUCGGCUUAUUUCAGUUGGAAUUUUUACCCGGCCCAGAACAGAACAAAGUUCGGAAUAUCCUUCAGAAGUAACAAACUGGAAAUCGAAUACUUGAUCUUCACGUUCCAGGCAUCGCUCGCGAUAAUCGCCUUCGCCUGCGUCAUCAUCUUCACGACCGUUCUGGUGGUCAAGCUGAAAAAGAAAUCAAAAUGGCGUCGAUCGACGACGUUCGACAGAGAGCAGUCCGACACGAUGUCUUCGCGGGAACGCAAGACGAUCAACAUGGUGGUCGUGGUGGCCACCGUCCUGAUCGUCUGCUACACGCCCGCGGUCACGUGCUCCAUCACGACGUCUCUCACGUCCGACUUCGGCAUCACGGGCAAGCAGUCCAACCUGUUCCACAUGGCCUGGUCCUUCGGGUUCCUGUUCCACUCCAUCAACUCCAGCAUCUCCAUCCUGCUGUACUACAGGAUGAGCUCCAAGUAC
This is a messenger RNA of Lymnaea stagnalis (great pond snail), 861 nucleotides long. NCBI's taxonomy places the organism in Eukaryota, Metazoa, Mollusca, Gastropoda, Lymnaeidae. The record is from the annotation of a GenBank genome assembly.